This is a messenger RNA of Striga asiatica, 1272 nucleotides long. The record is from the annotation of a GenBank genome assembly. NCBI's taxonomy places the organism in Eukaryota, Viridiplantae, Streptophyta, Magnoliopsida, Lamiales, Orobanchaceae.
AUGGGGAAUUGCUUGUCGGAUGUGAAGGGCGGUCAGCAGGCGGUCGGCGUUGGGGCCCAAGCUGGUGCUGGAGGCGCCGCCGCCAGCAGCGGCCCAAACGACGCCGUGGACAAUUUCUUCAGGGCCAAAGGAGAACAUGCGCUUUUUACGCCGAUCGAGUUGUCUCUAUCGGCUUCGAAGCUACUCGAUCUUGAUAUCGUGUCUAAGAGUGAUCCAAUGGCAGUGGUAUACACAAGAAGGGAUGGGAAGCUUGAGGAACUUGGACGAACUGAAGUAAUCAUGAACAAUCUAGACCCUAACUGGAUUCAGAAGAUAAAUAUCACUUACCAUUUUGAGAUUGUUCAGCCGCUGAUCUUUCACGUGUACGAUGUUGACUCAAAAUAUCAUAAUUUGCCAGUGAAGAUGCUGAAGUUAGAAGAUCAGGAUUUUCUUGGGGAAGCUAAUUGUGUUGUCUCUGAGAUUGUAACUAGACGAGAUCGAAGCUUGACCUUGAAUCUUCGAAGUAGAGAUGUACGUGGUACAAGAAACUUGGGGAAACUAACCGUGCUUGCUGAGGAAACUGUUGCUUCAAGAAAUACUGUGGAGAUCACAUUUCGUUGUUCUAAUCUAGUGAACAAGGAUGUGUUUUCCAAAAGCGAUCCUUUCUUAAGAAUCUCAAGGACUAUUGAGAGUGGACAUUCCGUUCCUAUUUGCAAGACAGAAGUCGUGAACGACAACUUGAAUCCUACUUGGAAACCUGUAUUUCUAACCAUGCAACAAUUCGUCAGCAAGGAGAACCCAUUGUUGAUUGAGUGCUUUGAUUUCAAUAGCGACGGAAAUCAUGCUCUGAUCGGUAAAUUACAGAAGUCAGUUGCUGAACUGGAAACCCUUAACCAAAGUAGAGCUGGUGCAAAUUUCUUCGCACCAUCUUCUAAACGUCAUCAUCAUGAUAAGGUUUUAAAGAGUCAACUAUUUGUCGAUGGAUUUGUUGAGAAACAACUGUACAGCUUUCUUGACUACAUCUCCAGUGGAUUUGAACUUAAUUUUAUGGUUGCUGUUGACUUUACUGCCUCUAAUGGAGAUCCUAGAAGUCCAGAGUCUCUUCACUACAUUGAUCAUACAGGUCGCCUGAACUCCUACCAACGGGCUAUAAGGGAGAUUGGGGAGGUUAUACAAUUCUAUGAUUCUGAUAGACGUUUCCCUGCCUGGGGAUUUGGUGGAAGAAUGCCUGAUGGAAAAAUAUCUCACUGUUUCAACUUGAACGGAAGCCCAGCUGAUUUUGAGAGGAAGUAA